Trematosphaeria pertusa is the source of this 2965-nucleotide messenger RNA. RefSeq lists its product as uncharacterized. The record is from RefSeq and is a predicted model, not a curated record. Gene Ontology annotation, biological process: reciprocal meiotic recombination; mismatch repair. Gene Ontology annotation, cellular component: nucleus. NCBI's taxonomy places the organism in Eukaryota, Fungi, Ascomycota, Dothideomycetes, Pleosporales, Trematosphaeriaceae. Gene Ontology annotation, molecular function: ATP binding; ATP-dependent DNA damage sensor activity; mismatched DNA binding. Bases 63 to 2804 code for a protein of 913 amino acids. The transcript is spliced from 5 exons.
UUGAGGGUUGAGGAAUGACACAUAAUUGAUCGCCGGCUGACCGCACAGCAUCACUGACCAUAAUGUCUCGACAGUCGCGGCCGCCCACAUCCUACAGCACCUCAAGACCAACUUCGUACCCCUCCUACACCUAUGGUGAUUAUAACACGACAACAACAUCGUGGCCGCGGACACGCCGAAGCACGGGAAGGCCUUCAACAGUCCGUCCAAGGACUGGUGCAUCAACAAUCGCCCGCGUCGAGGCACAACAAGUUGUCUGCGCCAUCACUGAAUCUCGCGGCAUUUCUCCAACAGUCGGCCUUGCCUUCGUCAACCUCGACACGGGAGAAGCCGUCCUUUGCCAGAUAUGCGACAGCCAGACAUAUGUGCGGACGAUGCACAAGUUGAGGGUGUAUGGACCGUCUGAGAUCCUCAUUAUGACAAGUGCAGCUAGUCCAAAGUCGAAGCUUUUCUCCAUUAUCGAGGAGAAUCUCGACAUUAUGGAGAGCAGGUUGACGCUACUUGAUCGCAGGUUCUGGGCCGAGGGAGCAGGCUCUGACUAUAUCCAGACUUCGGCAUUUGCUGAGGAUAUGGAGACCAUCAAGAUCUCCCUAUCUGGGAACUACUAUGCAGUGUGCUGUAUAGCAGCCGUGCUGAAGUACAUUGAACUGGGUCUCCAAGUCACAUUUCCUCUCCACUCCCUCAGGAUCAAGUAUGAGCCGUCUGAAGGUUCAAUGAUGAUUGACGUAGCGACUAUCCACUCACUCGAACUCGUCCAGAACUUACAGCACCCAAAAUCGCGGAAUUGCCUCUUCGGCCUUCUGAAUGAGACGCAGACGCCAAUGGGGGCGCGCCUACUUCGCAGCAACGUUCUGCAACCACUUACUGAUGCGGAGACGCUGAAUACGCGGUAUGAUGCCGUGGAUGAGUUGCAGAUCAAGGAAGAUAUGUUCUAUGCUACUCGUGCAGCUCUGAAGAACUUCCUGGACGCUGAUAGGAUACUCACGGCUCUAAUCAUCAUUCCGACCAAACCCAGCAUUCAGACUACCGAGCAGAGCAUCAACCAGGUCAUCAUGUUGAAGCAGUUCGUCACUUCGGUCAAACCCGUCUACGAAGCGCUCACCGGAGCAAGAAGCUGGAUGCUCAACAAUAUCCGCGAGCUCUGUGCCCCAGAGAACAUCGUACCCGUCCAGGAAGUCAUCGACAGCGUCAUUAACGAAGACACCACCUACGCGAAGCAACCGCUAGAGCUCCGAAAUCAGCGUACCUACGCAGUAAGAUCGGGAGUCAACGGUCUGCUCGACGUUGCUCGCACCACGUACAAAGAAGCGAUGGAGGAUGCGUACCAGCACAGCACUGAAUUGAGCCAGGAAUACGACAUCCAGCUUGAUCUUAAAUAUGAGGCUGCUCGCCACUUCUACAUUCGGAUUCCCGUGGCUGAGCUCGAGAACAGGUCGCUUCCUCCAGUGUUCACCAACGUCUUCCGGAAGAAAAAUCAUAUCGAGUGCCAGACAGUGGAACUGAUGAAGCGGAAUCAGAAGAUUACCAUCUCGCAUCAGGAAGUAGUGCUGAUGAGCGACGAGGCCGUGCAGGCACUCAUUCAGGAGGUACGUGGGCACAUGUCCGUGUUAUUCAAGAUCUGCGAAGCUAUCGCAAUGCUCGACAUGCUUUCUGCAUUUGCACAUCUUGUAACGGUUAACGACUACGUUCGACCUUGCAUCAGCGAUACCCUUGGACUCAAAGACGCUCGUCACCCGAUCCUUGAGAAGAUCAUGCAGACGAAGUUUGUUCCAAACGAUGUAUACUCCACUCAGCAAACCCGGUUCCAAAUCAUCACCGGUUGCAACAUGAGUGGCAAGAGCACUUUUAUCCGUUCUGUCGCUCUCCUAUCUAUCAUGGCCCAGAUUGGAAGCUUCGUUCCAGCUCGCGCAGCCUAUUUUCCGAUCCUUCAUCAGCUCUUCGCUCGCGUCGGCAUGGAUGACAGCAUUGAGAGCAAUGCGUCGACUUUUGCGGCGGAGAUGAGAGAGAUUGCGUUCAUUCUGAGGAACAUUGACAGGCGCAGCAUGGCUGUCAUCGACGAACUGGGAAGAGGGACUAGCACCCGCGACGGACUGGCUAUUGCUCUUGCAAUUGCCGAGCAACUGGUGGACAGCAGGGCACUCGUGUGGUUUGCUACUCAUUUUAAGGAUGUUGCAACUAUUCUGUCUGAACGGAACGGUGUUUGCUGCUUGCAACUCGCCGUUGAGAUAAGCGACAACGACACGAUGACCAUGCUCUACAAAGCUGUCGAGGGCGCUGUUGAAGAAUCUCACUAUGGUCUCGCACUCGCCCGCGUCGUUCCGCUCCCUCCGCAAGUUCUUGAAGACGCUACCUACUUCGCGCACAAGCUUCACCACCGCCUCCUCAAGAAGAAGAAAACUUCCCCGAAUGUCAUCAAUGAGCGGCGUCGCAAACUAAUCCUUGACCUCAAAGAACAUCUCGUCCAAGCAUACAACGGUACUAUGGAGGGCGAGCUGCUGGCUUCGUGGCUCAAGGAGCUGCAGAGAGAGUUCGUGAAUCGGAUGACGGCUAUCGAUGAGGAUACCGCACGGGCGCAGGAGGAUAGUGAGGAAGAGAUGAAUGAGGAUCAGGAAAUGAGGGAUAGGAGUGUGGUGGACGAAGAGGAAGGGGAUGGGAGCUACGAAGAGCGACCGAGCACACAUACGAGUCAACCAUCAGUCAUCACGAUUGAUUCCGGGAUCACCUCGACAUCGCGGUCAUCGUCUACUCGCUUGCCAUCUCAGGCGAUGUCUUCAGUUCGAGCGGUUUCGGAGAAUGAGCGCUAAGGGAGCUUUAUAGAAUAGGAGGAAGAGGGAAUUAUUCGGCAUGUCGCAUCAUAUUCAGGCGUCAGCAUGUUCCUCAUGUAGGAAUAGUCAUCUGCGAUGGAAAUUUGGUAUCGAUUAACGUAUGCAUUAUACCGGAGUAGACUUAGUUUCACGUAGCGAUU